Messenger RNA from Ruditapes philippinarum (Manila clam), 462 nucleotides. RefSeq lists its product as uncharacterized. The transcript has a single exon. Gene Ontology annotation, molecular function: nucleic acid binding. NCBI's taxonomy places the organism in Eukaryota, Metazoa, Mollusca, Bivalvia, Venerida, Veneridae. The record is from RefSeq and is a predicted model, not a curated record. The coding region runs from base 1 to 462 and encodes 153 amino acids. Gene Ontology annotation, biological process: DNA integration.
AUGUCUCUGAAAGCCGGACCGGUCAUAGCAAAACUACAAGCCAUAUUUUCCAUGUUCGGCAUGGUCUCUGUUGUUUGUGCAGACAACGGCCCGCCCUUUAAUAGCUACGCUUUCAAACAAUUUGCAGAGAAAGCAGGAUUUAUUCAUCGAAAAAUUACACCACUACAUCCAAUGGGCAAUGCUAUAGUAGAAAGAUUUAUGCAACCGCUACAAAAAGCAGUAAAAACAGCCGUUGCCUCAGGCAAGAACUACCAAUCGGAACUAAAUAAAUUUCUGCUGAACUAUAGAAACACACCACAUACAGCAACUGAGUUAGCCCCGGCUGAAAUAAUGUUCGGAAGAAAACUUCUCACAAAGCUACCGAAGUUCACAGUCAAUAAGAAAGACGCUUCCGUUCGAAAUAGAGACGAAAACAUAAAAACUAUGCCGAUAACCACCGCCAUGCAAAAUCUACUCCAAUGA